Molecule: messenger RNA, 1800 nt
Organism: Colletotrichum orchidophilum
Lineage: Eukaryota; Fungi; Ascomycota; Sordariomycetes; Glomerellales; Glomerellaceae
Exons: 4
Coding region: 1-1800 (599 amino acids)
Biological process (GO): intracellular iron ion homeostasis; copper ion import; iron ion transport
Cellular component (GO): plasma membrane
Molecular function (GO): ferric-chelate reductase activity
Source: RefSeq, a predicted model, not a curated record
AUGUCUCUACCAUGGCUGAGCCAGCCGGUCAUGCUGCAUUCGAGUCGCGACGCUGGAACAUGCUCCAUGACGCCAGAGCAAUGUGCCUUCAAGACUGGCUACUGGGUGUUUUGGUAUGAGGCUGAUCAUCGAUACGGACUACCUACGGUUGCUCUCUUCGUCACUGCAGUAUUGCUCGUCGCCAUUGCAAGCUUUGCAUCGACUUACGCCCCAACGUCGUGGAGGAGAAACGCAAUAUGGCUACGGAUACUGUCAUCAGGCCGUUUGUUAUCCUACAAAAGCUGGCGCUUUGGGUUCUGGAACACACAAUCAUUAGGAACAUACCUGCUUGGUGCCGUAGGAGCAGUGUUCUUCUUUGCAAUGACGCUUGGUCCAGAGCCCUACUAUUGGCCUAACACAAAACAACUCAGCUUCGGAAAUUCCCCGCCGAUCGCCACCCGAGCUGGUUACAUGGCCCUGGCAUGUAUGCCAUUUCUCUUUAUUCUAGGUGCUAAAGCGAAUCCGAUAUCGGCCCUUACCGGUGUUUCCCACGAGAAACUCAAUAUCUGGCAUAACUGGGUGGCUUGGGCCAUGUUUGUACUAGCACUGGUACACACAUUUUCCUUCAUUGUCUUUCACAUCUGGAAAGGGGACAUAGUCAAGCAGUGGAACGAUGGAGGGGUGUGGGUUACAGGUGUCAUCGCCAUCCUUGCACAAGCAUGGUUGACCUUCAUGUCGAUUCGCUGGAUCCGAGAUCGAUACUACGAGCUUUUCAAAGCCACUCACCUCUUUGCCGCUGCCGUCUUCUUCAUAUUCUUCUUCAUCCACUGCGACUUCCGUCUUACAUCAUGGGACUACUUCAUCGCUACAGCUGUUCUGUACUCCCUCUGCUUCUUCUACUCACAGUUUAAAACGUUUAUGGAGCAUGGUGUGAAGCAUGCUCGAAUUUCGCUGGUUACACCUCAUUGUCUCAAGGUCGUUAUUGAAACCAACACGCGAUGGACACCGGGACAGCACGUGUAUCUGAGGUUUCUGACCGGUGGCAUACAUGCACUCACUGCCCACCCGUUCACCGUUUGCUCAAUCCCACGAGGUGGCCAGCGCAGCCAAAUGGUCUUCUACAUCCAACCCAGGGGUGGAAUAACGGCGAGAUUGGCCGCGAUUGCUCAGAAAUCCCCCGAGGCAUCUAUCCCGGUGCUUCUUGAUGGACCAUACGGUGGGGUCACGGACCGAUGGUUUACUGGCUUCGAUCGAACUCUCGUUGUCGCCGGGGGUGCUGGGGCAGGAUUCUCUCUACCAAUCAUCGAACACUUUUUGCAACGCCAACUUGGAGGAAUCUCAAACUCGGAGAUGGAGGUUUUCAUUGCAACACGCGAUGUAGAGUUCCGUGAAUGGUACUGCAGAGCUUUGGACGAUAUCAUGGCUCGACACCCGCUUGGCGAGGACAAAAAGUCACCGAGUAUUUCCAUCCAUUUUCAUGAGACAGGAACCUCGGAAGAAGCCAGUCCCACACCUUCCAACGCGGACUCUCCAGCAUAUGGUAGCGACAAAGAGGUGAUGGAAAAUUCUGGGAAGUCUUCUGAGACUGGGUGGCAAUCUCCGUCAGGACUGGUCAGUCUACGGACAUAUGCUGGACGGCCAGACGUCCCUGCGGUUUCUAGGCAAGCCGUUGAGCAACCAGGAAGCGUAGGAAUGGUGACCUGUGGUCCGGCAUCAAUGGUCUUCGACAUAGGGGAGGUUGCGGCUGAGGCCCAGAAACGGAUUUUGCAAGGCGGAAGCGGUGCCCGCGAGGUCUGGUUUUACAAGGAGAACUUUUCGUAA